CUGGGGUAGGUGGAGGGUGGAUCCCCAAAAGAGCCAACGACUUCUCAAGAAUCUUUGGAUUUCACGAAAGGUCGAUGUGGGUCGUUUUUCUUCUUUUUGUGUGUUUUGCGAUUGGCCACAUCGUGCGGAACCCACUUGUUUUUUUGUGGAGCCGACGCUGCCAUGGCUACUGCCACUGCAAUCGGGAGGGAUACUCUGGACAAGGAUGAGGAGAGGGGGCCCGAGCUGAAAGAUGGCGCAGAGAUCAAGCUAGCGGACGGCGGGCGAUGGCGAAUUGCAGCUCUUGGCAUCGUACAACUUGUCUCUUCCACCUCACACGUAUCCACUUCCAGAGAAUCUGGGUACUUCAAAAGUGGAUGAAUUUGUGUCAGAUUGGUGUCAGAUUUGUUGGUUUCCCAAGCCUUGGUCAUCAGACUUCAGAUCAACCCUUUCCGGGACCUGUCGUCCAUCCACUCGGGUCACUGGCCAGGAACUUGGUCUUCAAAGGGCAUGGUGAAUCAGCCCUACCAUCGCAUGCGACUCACCAGGAAGAUGUUAAGAGAUGGGACCUCCAGUCGUUCCCUAGGUGGCACCACUUGACCUCACUUCCCUUCCCCACUUUUUCUUCUGCAGUGUUACGGUGGGACGUAUUUGCGACUACAGCCACUGCUGUUGAUGGCUAUCAUGUGGCUCACGAUUCAGAGUGUCCUUCUAGCGAUCACAGGCCUGCUGCAACAAUCGUUUGUCCAAGCAAAUAUGAUGCCCCAAAACUCAGAAAGAAUUUCAAGAAAGCUCUCCUCCUUGCAGGCCUGUGGCUGCAGCUGGGCCUUGCAUUGGCAUUGAUUGUGGUCGUUUUGGUUUUGGCCUGGCCCCUGCGGAGCCUUGCUUGGAUCGACUUUUGCAAGGGAGCCUACCGGCACCUCACCGACCCAGUCAUGAAACUGCGAGUGAAGAUCUACACCAUUGUUUUUUCACUCUUGCCCUUUGGCCUCAUCAUGCCCAUCUUUGGCCCUUGGGAGCGUGUGCAGAAGUGGGUGAGGUGGCACCCUUACAAUCUUGAUGCAGAGCUCCUCUGGCGUGGAACCUUCGCCACCUUCGCCUUGGCCUUCUUUCUGACGGCUGCGAACCCCAAGGUGAACAACUCCAUCGUAGCCUUCUUUGCGGCUCAUGGUGUUUGCCACAGCGUGUCCAUGUUCAUUGACAAUCGCAUUUUUCCCAUGGACGGCAACGACAAUGUGGAGCACAUACUGGAGAUAUCGGUCUUCCUGGUCAUCGGCUUGUUCCACCUGUUUGUGGGACAUAUAGUUUGGUAUUUGCACGAAGGGUAGCUGAUGAGCAGGCUGCCCACUGUCAGCAGAGAUUUGCAGAAGUCCUAUGCAGUUUUCCUCCACCAUUUUCUAAUUAAGAGAACCUGAGAUUUCGCGAGCAUUGGGUUCAACCUAACCUCUUAAACUCUCAGCAUACACAGAUCCAGCAUGCCCUGUGGCAAAAUGUCACAGAAACGCCUGCUCAGCAAAGGUUGGGUGCUGGG
Molecule: messenger RNA, 1510 nt
Organism: Durusdinium trenchii
Lineage: Eukaryota; Dinophyceae; Suessiales; Symbiodiniaceae
Source: the annotation of a GenBank genome assembly